Eimeria tenella is the source of this 866-nucleotide messenger RNA. RefSeq lists its product as uncharacterized. The transcript is spliced from 5 exons. Lineage: Eukaryota; Apicomplexa; Conoidasida; Eucoccidiorida; Eimeriidae. Gene Ontology annotation, molecular function: 4-alpha-glucanotransferase activity; amylo-alpha-1,6-glucosidase activity. Gene Ontology annotation, biological process: glycogen catabolic process. The record is from RefSeq and is a predicted model, not a curated record. The annotation marks the transcript as partial.
AUGGCGCCCAGCAAGCCCGAGCCGCCCGCCUCCGGCUGCAGCACUCCCUGUACACCCGAAACCCCCGGCGUUUUCUUUACAGAGUUUCUCGAAGACGGAACUUUUAAACACUUCGGAGGGUUUGGCAAUUUCCGCGUCCCGAAGGGCUCCCUGGUGCUCCUCAAGCUCUUCGAAGGCACUCAGGACAAACCCUCGCUCGGGUGUAUAUCCACCGACCCCCUCGGAAACCCUCAGCAGCUCGAAAGCUCUUCAGACUCUCUGGGCAAUCGGACUUUCUUUCUCCACGCAGACCGCCCCGGUCCCUACAACAUACGCUUGUCUUACCAUGGGGCCCCCUCAUCAGGAGAGCUUUCCACUGCUGCCAGCUCGCCCUGCGGGGACAAACAGCAGCAGCAGCAGCAGCAGCAGCAGCAGCAGCAAGAUUUAGGGCCUGUUAAUGUCAUUAUUGUGGACCCUGUGCUGACCAUAAAUGGAAAGCCAAUUCCUGCUGAGGGUUUGAGUGUACAGACAGCUCUUUCCAGGUGUCUCGGAGGCGUCAAACGCUGGUGGCGCAUGUUUCAACACGUCAAAGACAUGGGGUAUAAUAUGGUCCACUUCACCCCGCUGCAGACUGUGGGCGAGUCAGGCAGCUGCUACAGUCUGGCGAACCAGCUGAAAAUAGACUCUUUUUUUUUCCGAGACGAGCCCGAGGAGGGUUUGGAGGGGGAGGGUUCCUCGAAAACCCUAAACCCUCGCGAGGGUUUGCAAACCCUAGCAGCAGCAGUUAACAUGUUGGAAAAAGAACUUGGAAUUCUUUCCGCCACAGACCUCGUUUUAAACCACACUGCCAGCAACAGCGAGUGGUUAAGGGAGCACCCCGAGGCGGG